CUUUGAGCUAUGAUAUCCUAUUUACCAAAUUUAAGGAACUGUUUCCAGAAGGAACAAGAGAAACAAUGAAAAAGAAAAUAAAUAAAAUAAGAACAUAUUUUAGACGUGAAAUGAAGAAGUGUUUAGCAAAGCUAUUUUGUGUUAGGUUGAGGACUCUAAACGUACAGGAUCAGGUGUUGAUGCCAUUUACGAGCCUUCACUUUGGUACUAUGACCUAUUACUAUGUACAGCAGAAAGUGAAAGAAAACUAG
This is a messenger RNA of Acanthoscelides obtectus, 251 nucleotides long. The record is from the annotation of a GenBank genome assembly. NCBI's taxonomy places the organism in Eukaryota, Metazoa, Arthropoda, Insecta, Coleoptera, Chrysomelidae.